AUGCGGUGGCCAGUUCUGGUAUCUGGUGGCCUCAACAGGUCUGUAUCCUUCAGGUUAAAGCUGGAAGAAGCCAAAGAAGUGCAGAGUCUAAGGAAAAGAGCCAACGGAGUGAGUGCUGCCGCCCUGCUGGUGGGGGAGAAGUUACAAGAGGAGGCCACCUUGGCGGACGACCCUUUCAAGAUCAAGCCUGGCGCCAUCAUCAUCGUAAUGAUAAUAAUGGGACGUCUCCGUGAAAGGAUCAACGAAGAGGAGGACCUCAAUUUGGGGACGUCUUUUUCCGCCGAGACAAACCGGAGGGAUGAAGAUGCCGACAUGAUGAAGUACAUAGAAACGGAGCUGAAGAAGCGGAAGGGGAUCGUGGAGAGCGAGGAGCAGAAAGUGAAGGCGAAAAACGCCGAGGACUGUCUCUACGAACUUCCCGAGAGCAUCCGGGUCUCCUCGGCCAAGAAGACGGAAGAGAUGCUCUCCAACCAGAUGCUCAGCGGCAUUCCCGAGGUGGACCUCGGAAUUGAAGCCAAGAUCAAAAACAUCAUCUCUACGGAGGAAGCCAAGGCGCGGCUGCUGGCUGAGCAGCAAAAUAAAAAGAAGGACAGUGAAACCUCUUUCGUGCCCACUAAUAUGGCGGUGAACUACGUCCAGCAUAAUCGAUUUUAUCACGAAGAGCUCAAUGCGCCGAUCAGAAGGAAUAAAGAAGAACCCAAGGCCCGUCCGCUGAGAGUGGGAGAUACCGAGAAACCGGAACCAGAAAAGUCUCCCCUGAACCGCAAGCGACCGCCCAACGAGAAGGCCACCGACGACUACCACUACGAGAAGUUCAAGAAGAUGAACCGUCGCUACUGAAGCCGAAUGAUCUGGGUUACGCCAGGGGAAAAAAAACUGUAUAUUUUUUCUGGCCUCCGUUGGCUGGCAAAAGGGGUGUAAAUAUGGUGUGAAAAUGGAAAAGGGUCCUUUCCUUUGGUGAAUCUUCGUGUCGUCUUACGUUUUCUCCCUGAAACGUUGUCCGGAGAUCUCUCUGUCGUCCUUUCCCUGUUUCUAAUGUAUGUUUUUUCAAGUACAGUACAAAGCUUUCUGUUUUAAACAAAACUGGAUUGGAG
This is a messenger RNA of Pogona vitticeps (central bearded dragon), 1094 nucleotides long. The record is from RefSeq and is a predicted model, not a curated record. NCBI's taxonomy places the organism in Eukaryota, Metazoa, Chordata, Lepidosauria, Squamata, Agamidae.